GCCAAAGGGAUCCAACCCCACUGCUUGUGACAGCCAUGAAGAGAAGCACCCUCCUCAUCCUCUCCAUCACGGGGGUCUACAGUGCCAUUCUCCACACAGCAGCAUGGUCUGUGAAUAACUUUCUGAUGACAGGACCUAAGGCUUACCUGACGUACUCCAGCAGCGUGGCGGCCGGGGCGCACAGCGGGAUGGAGGAGUGCAAGUUCCAGUUCGGCUGGGAGCGCUGGAACUGCCCCGAGAGCGCCCUGCAGCUCUCCACCCACAACCGGCUCCGCAGCGCUACCCGGGAAACCUCCUUUGUGCACGCCAUCAGCUCGGCCGGGGUCAUGUACACCCUGACCAGGAACUGCAGCCUGGGAGACUUCGAGAGCUGCGGCUGCGACGACUCCAGGAACGGCCGCGUCGGCGGCCGAGGCUGGGUCUGGGGAGGAUGCAGUGACAACGUGGAGUUUGGGGAGAAGGUCUCCAAGCUCUUUGUGGAUGCCUUGGAAACAGGACAUGAUACCCGCGCACUGAUUAACCUGCACAACAAUGAAGUUGGGAGACUUGCAGUGAAGGACACAAUGAAGAGAGCCUGCAAGUGCCACGGGGUGUCGGGCAGCUGCAGCAUCCAGACCUGCUGGCUGCAGCUCGCCGAGUUCCGCGAGAUCGGCAACUACCUGAAGCUCAAAUACGACCAAGCCCACAAGCUGGAGAUGGACAAGAGGCGCAUGAGAGCCGGCAACAGCGCCGACAGCCGCGGGGCCACGGCAGAGACCUUCCACCACAUCCACGCCACAGAGCUCGUCUUCCUGGAGGACUCCCCUGACUACUGCACCAGGAACGCCAGCCUGGGCCACCACGGCACCGAGGGCCGCGAGUGCCUGCAGACCGGCAAGAACCUCUCGCAGUGGGAGAAGAGGAGCUGCCGGCGGCUCUGCACCGAGUGCGGGCUGCGGGUGGAGGAGCGGAGGACAGAGGUGGUGUCCAGCUGCAACUGCAAGUUCCACUGGUGCUGCACGGUGCGCUGCGAGCAGUGCCGGACGCUGGUGGCCAAGCACUUCUGCACCCGCCGCGACUCCGCCGCGCCCAACCACAUCAGGCAGAGGAACAGGGGCCACAGGAGAUAGGGGAGGGACGCU
Taeniopygia guttata (zebra finch) is the source of this 1121-nucleotide messenger RNA. It is a transcript of the gene WNT8A, whose product is annotated as Wnt family member 8A. The record is from RefSeq and is a predicted model, not a curated record. Gene Ontology annotation, molecular function: frizzled binding; cytokine activity. Lineage: Eukaryota; Metazoa; Chordata; Aves; Passeriformes; Estrildidae. Gene Ontology annotation, cellular component: extracellular region. Gene Ontology annotation, biological process: cell fate commitment; neuron differentiation; multicellular organism development.